AUUAUUUGAAUCUGUACGUGCUCUAUACGAAAUCUGUCUGCAAAAAAAAAUAAUACACCCCGACAAUCGACGCGGCUCACAAGCACGUUUUCACGCCUCAUCACCGGCAUCUGAGCUUGUAUGCGCCCUCACUUCACCGAGCUGCCUCGUAGUCAAGUUGUUGAAGCUCAAGUUGUCGCUUCUACUUUUUGUUGGCCCGCGCGCUUAGCUUGACGAACGAAUCAGCGACCUCGAUACAACGUGAUGGAACUCGACACGUCACCCUCUUCGACUGUUGUGGUCGAUGGCACUGAAUACGUCGUCCUGUCCGAAGGCCAGGCAGAAGUUUUGUAUCCCAAAGGCAACACUGUUUUUUAUAACCCAGUCCAGGAAUUCAAUCGUGAUGUCUCGGUUAUGAUGCUUCGCUUGUUCCAAGAGCACUGGCGAGAAAAAGCGCCUCAAAAACCGUUUCGAGUGCUCGAAGUAUUUUCAGCUACAGGGCUUCGGGCGAUUCGCUAUGCCAAGGAACUAGACCAGUACGAUUGGAUCAUGGCGAACGAUUUGGAUGUAACGGCAACAGAGGCGAUUGCUAGGAAUCGGGCUCAUAAUAAAUUGGAUCCCAGUAAAUUGCCCAUAAGCCAAUUGGACGCUUCGUUUUUAAUGCAGAAGAUUAGCCACCAAGAACGACUCCACUCAACAACUGCCAAGCAGGAGCUAGAAGAAUUCCAGGGCUUCUCUACGAAUCUGAACCCUAUCGCCGUUAUAGACCUCGACCCGUAUGGAAGCUCGGCUCCGUUUAUGGAUGCUGCGGUGGGUUGCAUCGCAAAUAAUGGGUUGCUUGCUCUUACUUGCACGGAUCUGGCCGUUUUGUGCGGCAAUUAUGCAGAGUCUUGCUUCGCCAAGUAUGGCUCUAUGCCGCCGAAACGCACUCAGUAUUGUCACGAAUUGGCCCUGCGUAUCGUUUUGGGUAGCCUUUCGAUGCACGCAGCCAGACAUCACCGUGCAAUUGUACCGUUGGUAUCGUUCUUUGCUGACUUUUAUGUUCGUAUCUUCGUCCAAGUCGUCCGAUGUGGUGGCGAACUUCAAAGAGUACCAAGUCGCCUCGGAUACGUAUAUCAAUGUGCAUCUUGCCACGCUUGGAAUACCCAGCCUGUAGGUCACUGUGUAUCAUCUGAUCGCAAGCCUCCAAACAAUCUGCAUUUUCAUCAGGCCAACGCACCCACUGUGCCAUCUCGAUGCGAACACUGCGACGGUUGUUGGAAGAUGAGCGGCCAAAUAUGGCUCGAUCCCAUUCACCAAAAAGAUUGGAUUGCCAGAGCUUUAGAACACCUGGAAUCUAAUUCCUCUAUGUAUCAUACUGCCCCUAGAAUGAGGGGAAUGUUCACCUGUAUGCAAGAAGAGCUGAAUAUCCCUUUCUACUACUCUCUCAGUCAGCUAUCUAAUAUGUUGCAUCUUCAAACACCCAAACUCGACUCUGUUCUCUCGGCCCUCAUCCGACAGAACUACGAGGUAUCCGGGACGCAUUGUCAGCCGGGCGCCUUCAAAACCACCGCCCCCUAUUCGGCCGUUUUAGAUGUCAUGCGAUCAUGGCAUCUUUUGACACCUGCCAAACUAGCGAAUAUGUCUGUUAAUUCUCCCGCGUACAAAAUUUUGUCUGUACCACCUAAGCAAGUGGCAAACUUCGACAUCGUAGAACAGCUCAAAAAGGCAAGGCACACCGCAAAGCAGGAAAAAAUACUCAGGUACAUGCACCCUCCACCUUACUGGGGACCAGCUACAAGGGCGCGGAAAAGAAGGUACUCCCCUACAGAAGACAAAAGUCAAAACACGUCACCCUUGUCUCACACGGUUUUAGAAGAAUGACAACUUAAGUUCACACAAAAUUCUGUCAAAAUAAUAGCAGAUGAGCAUGACAGGUCGAAUUAUGUCUUUUUCCUCCUUAUUGGCAAGCAAAGCCUCUCCAUUCUUCAGCCUGUCCUCCUUGCAUCAAGUAGGAAUGGAUUUUAGCGCCUGCUGUUUGUCCUGAUUUGCACUCUUUUGUGCAUUUGAAGCGUUCCUCCUUCCCUUUCCUCUUCUGCCUUGAUCAGUUGCCCGGCGAGGAUGCAGUGUAUUUCACUUGGUGCAUCACUUGGCGUUUCGAAAAGAUCACUAACCCCUCAUAGCUUGCACUGCACUGCUCCAAACUCCUGUCGAGGAGAGGGCGUCGAACUGCAUUCUGAGCCCCAUGGGACGAGUGAGCCCAACUCAUGCGUGUCGGUAGGUGACGAGCUCGCAAAAAAUGUAGUGUCAAGGCCUGUACAUAUGUUGUGUUUUUGGAAUUGGAAGCUCAAGCGGGCUUCUUUGAGUCGUAAAAAUGGAAACUUUAUGAGGACUAGGAGAUCUGAAGGGCUGAUUUAUGGAGGGAAGAGCGCCUGGAUGUUUAGGGUGAAGAGGACAGCUGGCCAUAUGAUGAAGCUGUUCAAGCGGGCUUAAGUGGCGAAAGGUGUGUGCAAACAGACUGACUCGUAAUUUUUUAGAGACAGGACAGGAGCUUAAUAAACAUAUGCGACACAGAAAAAAAAACGAUCAUGGGGGAUUAGUUCAGGAUGGAGGAAAUGUUAGAUUAGCGAAU
Schistocerca gregaria is the source of this 2590-nucleotide messenger RNA. Its product is annotated as tRNA (guanine(26)-N(2))-dimethyltransferase-like. Gene Ontology annotation, biological process: tRNA N2-guanine methylation. Bases 244 to 1842 code for a protein of 532 amino acids. Gene Ontology annotation, molecular function: RNA binding. Gene Ontology annotation, cellular component: nucleus. NCBI's taxonomy places the organism in Eukaryota, Metazoa, Arthropoda, Insecta, Orthoptera, Acrididae. The transcript has 4 exons. The record is from RefSeq and is a predicted model, not a curated record.